Paramuricea clavata is the source of this 342-nucleotide messenger RNA. NCBI's taxonomy places the organism in Eukaryota, Metazoa, Cnidaria, Anthozoa, Malacalcyonacea, Plexauridae. The record is from the annotation of a GenBank genome assembly.
AUGAGUAGAAAUUUGUUUGCAAGGCUUUUGCUCGUUGCUAAAAGCCGGGACAUUGAUUUGCAAAAUGUCCUGUCUUACUGCCUUGGUGCAUAUCCAUUAUCACUUGCCUCCGUGAGUGGCAGUCUUUUAAAGACGGCAAAGUCAAAAUUGGCGGACAUACUGGAACGUGAAAGCGGAAACCCGCAUGUUGACAUAACAGACAUUCCAAAUAAUAAUGCACUCAUUGUAGAUGCCAUGGCUGUUGUGCAGUGCUUGGAAGGAAACUGGAAAACCUUUGGUGAUUUUGCGGAUUCUGUUUUCAAUUUCCUCAUGAAAUUAGCUCAUGAUUGUCGUGCAUUAUGA